AUGGCGCUUAGUGCACAAUGUCCUUUUACCGUAAAAUUACAUCUGCACUGCGAGACUCCAACGGCUGUAUUUCUUCUGCUCCAACAUGCCCGCGGAGGACUGCUAUGUGAUUACUUAACACCCUUAAAGAGAAGGCAGCAGCAACGAAGCAGCGUGACUAGCAAACGUCAGUGUUAUCUUCACAACCUAAGAGACACAAAAGUGAAUAAAGGAAUUAUAAAUCCCUGUCACUCAAGUAACUACGCAAGAGACAACCAAAAAGCAAAUAUAAUUUUAGUUGGUUCAAAGCAAGAAAAAGAAGGUUCUAAUGGCACAGCUUAUGCUGAUACUGAACGAUCAACGAUUCGUUGUCAGAAGAAAGAGGAUUUAAAGAUGUGGCAAGAAAGUGACAGUUUUUCCCUUGAUAAAAAAUACGGAGAAAAUAUUUCUGGAUCUUGUAAAAAACCUUCAACUUUCGCUUUGCUGGAUGAGUACUUUAGUUCGCCAAGUCAAAAAUCAAUAGAAUCGUAUGUUCGCGUUUGGAUGGCAGAAAUCAUCUUGGCCUUGGCACACCUACAUUCUAAUGGUAUAAUAUGCAGAGACCUGCAUUUGAGGAACAUAUUGAUCAGUGAUGAAGGUCAUGUUUUGUUGACACAUUUCAGUGUCUGGGAAGAUGUGAAUGAAGAAUCAGAUUUGUUUAUGUUAGAAGAGGAGUACUGUGCACCAGAAUUGUUUAGACUUGAAGGAGUCACGCCUGCUGCUGACUGGUGGAGUGUUGGUGCAUUGUUUUAUGAAAUACUAACUGGGCAGGCUUUAAGAAGAAAUCAUCCAUGCGGAAUACAAUCUCAUACAGAGAUAGAGACUGCAAGCAAUCUUUCAGCUGAGGCUUCAGCGCUUAUACGAGAGUUGCUUGUAGUUUCGCCAUCCGAAAGACUUGGUUCUGGAGUCAAUGGCUUAGAGGAUAUCAAAUCACAUCCCUUUUUCUCUAGUGUUGAUUGGUCUUCUUUAAAAUCUAAUGAUUACCAAAACUAAAUUAAUGACGUUUUUUGACAUUCACAUCCUUAUACAACUAGAAGCAUCUAGUAGUGACACUAAUGAGAGGCACAAAACUCAAGACCCGUACAACGUUCCAGCCCGUGCGUCGAUGGGAUGACAUUAAAUGUUCGUCUAACUCAGUUGGAUCCUCAAAAUGGGGCGUGAAGUUCAUGCGUCGGUCAGAUGGUAACACUGUAAAAACUGCCUGGUUGAAACAACCAAAAAACAUUGGAUAAAUUUUUCAACUGAGACAACCAGUUUUAAAUGGCUGAAAUAUUGGUUGUUAUUAACGAUUUACUUUGGGUUAUAACAACCAUAAUAAUAAUGGUGGGUUUGGUUGGUAUGGGUCUAUCAGUACUGUUUUGGCCCCCUCAAUUACGCAAAAUCAAGGGGGGAAUCCAUAUAAGGGUCUAAAACAGUCCCAAAAUCAGAGCUUAAAAAAUGGCCCCUACCGGUAGUGUCAAAAUAGCCCUACUUUAAGGAGGCCACUAUACAGUCAAUAUUUUGGGCCCUAUCCGAUUUACUGUGCAUGAACGAUUUACUUUGGGUUACAACCACUGUAAUAUUUUUUGAUAAUUAUAAACAAUUUACUUGGGA
This is a messenger RNA of Actinia tenebrosa (Australian red waratah sea anemone), 1611 nucleotides long. Its product is annotated as ribosomal protein S6 kinase-like 1. The record is from RefSeq and is a predicted model, not a curated record. Gene Ontology annotation, biological process: protein phosphorylation. Lineage: Eukaryota; Metazoa; Cnidaria; Anthozoa; Actiniaria; Actiniidae. Gene Ontology annotation, molecular function: phosphatidylinositol binding; ATP binding; protein kinase activity.